Messenger RNA from Aplysia californica (California sea hare), 984 nucleotides. RefSeq names its product homeobox protein 4. The transcript has 2 exons. Gene Ontology annotation, molecular function: protein binding. The record is from RefSeq and is a predicted model, not a curated record. Bases 106 to 945 code for a protein of 279 amino acids. NCBI's taxonomy places the organism in Eukaryota, Metazoa, Mollusca, Gastropoda, Aplysiida, Aplysiidae.
AUUGUCACUGACAACGCGUAUCUGUCAUUAGGUUUCACUGACGCCGUCCGGCUGCUGCUGUCAGAGUUUAAGGGCAUCAGGAUCGACCAGCCCAACCGUCUGGGGAUGACAGCUCUCAUGAAGUCUGCCAUACAGGGUAGGACGGACUGCUCCAGACUGCUGCUCUAUGCAGGCGCUGACCCCAAAUUACGAGAUACGGGGCGGAAGUUGUGCGCAGAAGAAUGGGCGGCCUAUUGCGGGAGGCGGGACUGUGCAGACGCAAUCGCCAAGUUCUCCAACACCAAGAGUUUCUACCUUAAGUCCAGAGAGGCCGAACGCUGCAACGCUCGACUCGAACGCUCCAACUCGCUUCCCGACAUGGUCAAAGCGCCAGGCACAAAACCCCAGCACAAAAGAGCCUCUCUUCGGAAAAAGAUCAAGAAAAUUCUUCCGGGCAAUACGACUUCGGUGGGCACGCCCCCUGGUGAUUCGAACCCUAGCUCCUCCCCUUCAGGCCACACCCUCAGUGUAAGCCCCUCCUCCGGAAGUCCUUUUGCUGUGAUAGCUAGGUGUGUGUCCACCCCCGUCCUCCCCGGCGCCAUCCAAUCAGGGACGAAUGCUUUGCCCCGCCCCGUGAGUGCGGAGAAUAUCCCCAGGGUCGAGGUCACUGUGCCCCCGCGGGAAGAUGGAGGUCCAGGGACGGACUCCGACCCCGGGCUGGGCGGCGGCAGGAUCGGCCGGUCGAGGCGGAGACUUUUCAACAGUCACAGCAUGCAAGGCAAUACGAACAGCAACAGCAACAACAGCAGCAGCGGCGGCAGCGGCAGCAGCAGCACCACCAACAGCGGAAGCAAUAACACCAGCACGACCAACAGCAAUAACGCGGCCAGCACUACCAGCAACACUAGCGUGAACAUCCCCAAAACGCCCAAACCUUUCGCCGAGGAGUACGUCACCGUCACAUGACCGAGGCUCACGGUCGCCGAUAUAAUAUAUAACAACACC